Messenger RNA from Tilletiopsis washingtonensis, 845 nucleotides. RefSeq lists its product as hypothetical. The record is from RefSeq and is a predicted model, not a curated record. Bases 251 to 790 code for a protein of 179 amino acids. The transcript has a single exon. Lineage: Eukaryota; Fungi; Basidiomycota; Exobasidiomycetes; Entylomatales.
CCUCAGAGGCAGCGCAGGCAGACCGCUCGACGCAGGGCAGGCGCAGCGAGUGGUCGGCGCCCGUGCUUUGCGCAAGCAGCCUGCCCUCAAGUCUGGUCGCGCCUCUUGCCUUGCUGCUGCACGAUGUGCUGCUUGCCGUGAUCCUCCAGACAGGCGAUGUGGGCCAGGACUCCUACCGCUUGACGUCGGCGUUGCUGAGGCGGAUCAUGAGCGUUGAGCGCCGCUUCGCGGCGUCGUGGGUACAUUGUACAUGUCGUCGCUACAUCCCUCGACCGACGGCCACGUCUUGAGCCCAGCCCCUCGGCUCUCGCGACGCCGCCCGCCGCCUCCCGAAUGGGUCUCCAGCUCGACGGUGCACGUGCCACAUGAAGCGUCAACGCCCGGCGUUGCAGCCGUCGUGCCGCCGGCUCCAGGAUUGCUCAAGACGAGCCUUUUGGUCGAGAAUGAGGCGCGCAGCAGCCGCGCAACCUCGUCUCCAAGAGACGGCCAAGCCGAGCUCCCCGCGCCCACGCUUGCAGCGUUCAUGCCCCUCACGCACCACCUGCACGCACCGCGCACACGCUUCGGGCACGUCGCCGGCGCCAGGCAUCCCAGCGCGAGCGACGACGCAUGGGAGCAUCGGAACGCAGCAGGGUGCAGGAGAUGUCAAGACGCGCUAAGAGAGCUCCCGUGGUGCGCGCGCGAGGCGGCUGCGGAACCGACGGGACGGCGAAGCGCGCCUCGGCCAGGUGCAGCGUCAGCGUUGCUGCUCGGCUCGCUGCUCGGAAGGGGCAGACUAUCUCGGAUCUGAUGCUGCACGGCCAUCGCAGCGUCGCGGAAGCGGCCAGCGUCGAGAGACGCAAGCG